Molecule: messenger RNA, 474 nt
Organism: Ostertagia ostertagi
Lineage: Eukaryota; Metazoa; Nematoda; Chromadorea; Rhabditida; Trichostrongylidae
Source: the annotation of a GenBank genome assembly
AUGUGUACUGAAAUGGCCUUAAUGGGGAAACGCUAUACGCCAUUUGAAACAAUUGGUGCCUACGUAACUCUGCUUGAUAUACCUGCUCAUAUUGUCGAUCUCCUUAAUGCUAAUGGGAAGAAUAUAGGUGUUGAUGUUGAAAUAGGAACUAGAGACGUGUGGAAAUUUCUCAACGAUGUACUGCGACGGUACUACGGUACCCCUCUGUGGAUGGGGCCGGAUCGAGGAGAGAUGGAGACAAAUCCCGAAGGGAAAGAAGCUCCUCAGGAUGUUGAUCAAAAAUACUCGGUUGAAGAGCUAUUGCAAGGAGGGAGUACCGCCACUGCGAACGAGGAGGAGCAUGACAUCAAAGAAGUGAUUUAUGAUAUCUUCGAAGACGACGAAGAGUCGGUGGCUUCAGUAGAAUCGAGUGGUUCCGAGUACAAGCCCGAAGGACAAGUCGGAUUCGGAGUACGAGCCGGAAGAAGAAUCUGA